Molecule: messenger RNA, 4846 nt
Organism: Leptinotarsa decemlineata (Colorado potato beetle)
Lineage: Eukaryota; Metazoa; Arthropoda; Insecta; Coleoptera; Chrysomelidae
Product: thioester-containing protein 1 allele R1
Cellular component (GO): extracellular region
Molecular function (GO): endopeptidase inhibitor activity
Source: RefSeq, a predicted model, not a curated record
CAAGGUAGUACCACAACGUGAUUCAACUGCCGAUGCCGACUGCAGUCGGUACUAACGUUACAGAGCUGCAACACGGCGGUACUGCUGGACAAUUCCUGAUUUAACAAGUGUCACAAGUGUUUGUGUAUUCGUAUUCUAAACGAAAAGUGUGGAAGUGUGGUACUGAUCUGCGGGAUGAGAUUACUCAAGUGUAACAUCCAGUGGAUAAUGUAAAGUUCGAUUUGCGAAGAAAAAAAACAACGAUGGACCUUCUGGCACUAAUAUUUUUGUUGUUCAUCACAAACGUUUCUUGUCAAGGGUACUACAACGUAGUGGGGCCGAGGGUCAUCAGGCCUAACAGCGAGUACCACUGCGCGGUCGGCGUGCAGGGGACGUCGCAACCCACCAGCGUGACGGUUGUCCUCCGGGGCACCGCUUUCCAAGGGACGCCCUUCCUCGCUCAAGACCAGCUCGUCGUGCAGCCUUACGGUUCAGGAAUUUGCAGGUUAGAGAUCGGCGAUUUGGAAGAUGGAGAAUACAGCCUGGAGGUACGUGGAUCCGGAGGAUUGGACUUCUCGACAGUCUUCCCGAUGGAAUUCGUUCACAAGAGUUAUUCGGUGUUCAUACAAACGGACAGACAAGUGUACCAGCCCGGAUCAAAAAUCAUGUUCCGGGCUAUUGUGUUGAAUUGGCGAUUGCAACCUGCUGCCGAAGUUAGGAAUGAGUUGCUUCAUAUACACAUUUCGGACGGUUCCGGAAACAGAGUGAAGGAAUGGCGAGGAGUGGAAGUGAUCAAAGGUGUUUUCACCGGCGAUCUUAAACUCAGCGAAAGCCCAGUUCUAGGCAACUGGAACAUAUCCGUUACAAUCCACGGACAAACGUACAACAAAACCGUGGAAGUGGCCAAAUACAUCUAUCCAAAGUUUUUCGUAGAUAUCACCACAGACAAACACGUGACGUUCAGAAAUAACAUAAUAAGAGCUCAGAUCAGUACGAGGUCGCAUUUGGGAAGAAAGAUCCAGGGUGAAGCUACCGUCACGGCUUAUCCCACAAUAUACUCUGGUGUAAUCCAGCCGAUCUUCCAGAAUCCCAUCCGCAAGGUUCAGGAAAUCGAUGGCAGCAUAACGGUGGAAUUCGAUAUAGAAAAGGACUUGGGACUGAACGAUGAGUACGAGAGGACGGUCAUCGUAGACGUGAUAGUAGAAGAAAAACCAACAGGUCGUAGGCAAAAUAAUAGCGUCGAAGUUCAUAUCCACAAGUACGAUUACCAUAUGCAGCUCAUAAAGACUGCGGACUACUUCAAGCCUGGCCUCAAAUAUACGGCUUAUGUGAAAAUUACAAAUCAUGAUGGUACACCAGUGAAAAAUAUGCCGGGCGUCACCGUCAGGCAUGGGUACUCAAGGGUUGACGAAGUUUAUGAAGAAACCAGCCACACCUUGGAUGAUAAUGGGCUCAUCAAAUUGGAGUACUUCACUCCUACGAAUGUUACCAAUGGAACUGCACUCCGUAUAGAGGCAGAGUUCAAAGAUCUAAAAGAGCGAAUCUCUCCGAUACCGGCCGCAGUAUCCUACAGCAACACUUUCCUCCAGGCCUCUUUGGAGUCCGACAGACCGAUAGUGAACCUUGAUGUGGAAAUAGCGGUAAACUGUACAGAACCACUGAGAUACAUAAACUACGUACUGAUGGGACGGGGAGACGUACUUCUAACGAACUCUUUCAAAGUGGAAAACAGCAAAGAGUUCAACUUUCGAUUCACUGCGACCCAUGCGAUGGCUCCCGUCUGUCAUUUGAUCGUGUACUACGUUAGAACGGAUGGAGAGCUGGUUGGAGACUCGUUGGAUAUAGGAAUUGACGGAAUGUUACCAAAUUUCGUUGACAUCCAAGUGAAUACUGUAGAGAGCGAGCCGGAUUUAGACGUGGAAUUCGUGGUGAGAGCCCAGCAGAAUUCUUAUAUCGGUUUAAUGGCAGUGGAUGAAAAUGUGGGUUUACUAAGGGAGGGUUAUGAUCUAACGAUGGAGGAUAUAGCCGAAGAACUGAAGAGGUAUGACAUAGCAAGAGGAACGCCGUACCCGCAAUUCACUAUGAGUUCAAAAACUCAGUUUUCCUGGCAUCCGGGCGCCAGCAAUCCACAUACUGCUAUUUACGAAUCUGGAGCCGAUUUGCAGACUAACGCCCAUGUGAAUAGACAUAAGCCUACACUGGAAGACAUCUAUUUGCGCCCGGUCUUCUACGGCUCCUCCACCGUGAAACCGGACAGAGGUUUCGGCCUGCCGAUCCACUCCGUCACCAGACCUCCCCUCGCGGGCCCUUACGCCUUCAGCCGAAUCCCCAAACCGGUAUGGAACAUGCCCAAGGUGUACCUCACCCAAGACAUUGCCCCCACGUGGCUCUUCAACAACUUUACGUCCGGCUACGAAGGAAAGACCUCUCUGAGACGGAGGAUCCCGAACACUUUGAACACGUGGUCCAUUACCGGCUUCUCGGUACAUCCCCUGCAUGGUUUGGGGUUGAUUACGUCGCCGAAAACGCUGAAGGUGUCGAAAUCUUUCGCCGUUUCGUUAGAGUUGCCCUACAACGUUAGGAGGGGAGAAAUUCUUGCGGUGCCCGUUUUGGUGAAGAACAACAUGGGACAAGAUAUCAAUGUGGAGGUGACCCUCCACAAUUCUGAGCAGAAGUUCGAGUUUGCAGAGGUGUCCAAUGAAGUUAAUGCAACACGCAAAGUAGAAAUUUACCGCAGAAAAAGGUUGGGCGUUAAGAAAUAUUCGGAAGCUUCAAUCUCAUUCCUGAUCACAACAGUCAAAAUAGGCUCAGUGGAGAUCAAAGUAACGGCGAAUAGUCCCAAAACCCAAGAUGUAGCUUUCAAAAACCUCUUAGUAACGGCCGAGGGAGAAACCGAAUACUAUACGAAAACGAUCCUGGUUGACCUGAGGACGAAUCCAAAUUUUCGAUCCUCAAUAAACUUCACCAUACCCGAAAACGCCGUAACAAACUCCGAAAAAAUCGAAGUAUCGACGGUUGGGAGUUUUCUAGGACCCGCCAUGAUCCAUCUGGAGAACCUCAUCAGACUCCCAGCAGGCUGUGGAGAACAAAACCUUGUGCACUUCAUGCCCAACUUGAUUAUAUUGCAGUAUUUGAGGGUCACUAGGCAGUUGACUCCAACUAUAGAAAAUGAAGCCUUAAUGAAUUUAGAGAGCAGUUACCAACAGCAGCUGACUUACAAACGACCAGACGGUUCAUUUAGCCCAUUUGGUUGGAGGGACACAAAUGGCAGUGUUUGGCUCACAGCAUACGUUGCCUUGGCUUUAAAACAAGCCAAACCAUACAUUUUCGUUGACGAAAGCAUAAUCGAGAACGCACUGAAUUGGUUGGUUGCCGUUCAAGGAAAAAACGGCAGCUUCUACGAAACUGGAAACGUUAUUCACGCAGACCUGCAAAGCAGAGAGGGAAGCAGCCUGGCCCUCACUGCUUUCGUCACUAUGGCCUUGCUCGAAAGCGAUAAACACAACGACCCCCUUUUCACAAACUCCAUCAACAAAGGCCUGGACUACCUGGCGCGAAACAUCGACGAACAGCAACCAGUCUAUGCCUUGGCCCUGUGCAGCUACGCCCUACAGAUUGCAAAGCACACCUCGAAGCAGAGCGCCUUCAACCUGCUGGACGCCAAAUCCAAGACGAAGAACAGCAUGAAAUGGUGGGCCAAAGACACGCCCCGGAACGAAGCGAAGAAUCCUUGGAACUCCCGCCCCAAAUCGAUCGACAUCGAGACUACUUCCUACGCCCUUUUGACUUUCAUCGAGAUGAACUUGCUGGACGACGCCACUCCGGUCUUGGAGUGGUUGAUCAACCAGCAGAACAGCCUGGGAGGGUUUGCCUCUUCGCAGGAUACCGUUGUGGGGCUGCACGCCAUGUACAAGUUGGUCACGAGGUUGGCUACUCCUACUAAUAUUCAGGUGGAGUUUGAGUAUGGGAAAGAAGGCCGCGGGAAGUUUAGCGUCAAUAAAAACAAUGUUAUGAUACUGCAGAGUACAGAGAUAAGUAAAGAUUCUAGAGAAGUCAAUGUAACGGCACAGGGAACCGGUUUGGCUAUAUUCAAAGUAUCCUAUCAAUACAACGUAAACGUAACAGGCCCUUGGCCGAUGUUCACUUUGGAUCCACAAGUAGACAAGAACUCCAACGGACACCACCUUCAGAUAUCCAUUUGUACAGCAUUUGUGAGCAGGAAUCUGACGGAGAACCCUCAAAGCAACAUGGCAGUUAUGGACGUUACCCUCCCUUCUGGUUACACAGCCGAUACCGACGCCUUGCCGAGUCUGGAAGUUUCCCAGAACGUCCAAAAAGUUGAGACGAGUCAUGGACUGACUAGGAUAAUCUUGUAUUUCAACAACAUCACCAGAAUCGAAUAUUGUCCCACGAUAUCUGCAUUCAGAACGCACAAAGUAGCUAAGCAAAAACCAGUUCCGGUCGUUAUUUACGAUUAUUAUGACACCUCAAGAAGAGCCCGAGUGUUUUACAAAAGCAGGAGCGUCACCCUCUGUGAUAUAUGCGAGGAAGAAGACUGUGGUGACAUCUGUUCAACAGAAGCAAAAGCGAGAGCGAGUCAAGAAGGGGGAGUAGACGCCCGAGAUGGUGGAGGUGCCAGUGGAAUUAAAAGCGUGUCAAUCUGGAUUCCGUUACUGAUUCUAUUCGCGGUCUACAACCGUUGAAAAGUUGACUAACACUUAGAAGACUAAAUAAUCGGUUAACCAAUGUUCCUUAACAAACUUGUGAUGAUCCACAAGUAAAAAAGACAUUACUUUUUUGGGUGAUGAGAAAGUAGUAGUACUAACCAAUUGAAACAGAGCGAGUAAGAAGCAAAAAUGGUCCAGGA